AUGGCUCUUGGUUGCUCCAUGAAACACGCUAGAAGCUACCUUAAGCCUCUGUUGCCCAUCCUUGUCAAGCAUCUAGAGGAUGGCAAUAAGGUAUGGUUUGGAAAGUUGGGUGCCAUUUUGCCCAAAGGAUGGCACAAGUCCAAACGUUCGAAUGACCGCAAUGACAAGCCCCACAUCAACCUGACACAUUGCUGCUUGGUCUCAAGCAUCCUGGAAAGGCAUCUUACUCCGUGGCUGCCGCUCACACUCGCGUGCCUGCUGGUGCUUCGGCAGAACGGCUCAUGCCUCUCGCACGACUUCCAUGGCUUCAUCCGAUUUUCCAUGACUGACGUCGAGGAUCAUCUAUAUGCUUCUUCCUUUCUAAUUGGAAACGUUUUCACUUUUUCGCAUGUGUUCCCUUGUUACGUCGUCGUUUCCAUUCUUGAGGUUCUUUGUCUUCCACCCCGGGCCGGCCAGGCCACCACGACCGCCACGUUUGGCGACUCCCGUGAAGGCUUCUUUUUUUUCGACUGA
Molecule: messenger RNA, 513 nt
Organism: Symbiodinium natans
Lineage: Eukaryota; Dinophyceae; Suessiales; Symbiodiniaceae
Source: the annotation of a GenBank genome assembly